Chelmon rostratus (copperband butterflyfish) is the source of this 903-nucleotide messenger RNA. RefSeq names its product nucleoside diphosphate kinase A-like. Gene Ontology annotation, biological process: CTP biosynthetic process; UTP biosynthetic process; GTP biosynthetic process. Gene Ontology annotation, molecular function: nucleoside diphosphate kinase activity. The transcript has 5 exons. Bases 107 to 553 code for a protein of 148 amino acids. The record is from RefSeq and is a predicted model, not a curated record. NCBI's taxonomy places the organism in Eukaryota, Metazoa, Chordata, Actinopteri, Chaetodontiformes, Chaetodontidae.
CCGCCUUCUGGGAUAAAAAGCGGCUGCGCUUCCGCUUGGGUCCUCUCCGACGACAACUAGAGCGAGUGGAAGCCACGGUACUCUCAGAGCCACUUAGUGAAGAAUCAUGGAGCGCACAUUCAUUGCCAUCAAGCCCGAUGGUGUGCAGAGGGGCAUCAUUGGAGAUAUCAUCAAGAGGUUUGAGAUGAAAGGCUUCAAACUUGUGGGCAUAAAGAUGCUCCAAGCCUCUGACGACCUCCUGAAGCAGCACUACGCUGACCUGAAGGAACGACCCUUCUUUCCUAUCCUCAUCAGCUACAUGAGCUCUGGUCCAGUGGUUGCCAUGGUGUGGGAAGGCAAGGAGGUGGUGAAGACUGGCAGAGUGAUGCUGGGUGAGACCAACCCUGCAGCAUCCUUGCCUGGAACCAUCAGAGGAGACUUCUGCAUCGACGUCACCAAGAACAUCAUCCACGGCAGUGACUCAGUGGCUAGUGCCAAUAAGGAGAUUUCCCUGUGGUUCACAGCCGAAGAGCUGGUCAGCUACACUAGCUGUGCGCACAGCUGGCUCUACUAAGCCUCUCUGGGUCCUGCUGCAGUCCUCACACUGGUUGGAGACCAGUGACAUCUCUGCCUCAGUUUCCUGUUUUUGCCUGUAGCCUAGAGGGGAGAACUGCUGUGAAGUUCAUGUCCCACAGUUGUCACAUUCCCUCCUGCCCAUCACUCAUCACCAUACUGUUCUUUGAUGUGGUCUCUGCAGAGGUCCAGUUCCAGUCCAGAUUCAUUCCUGAGCUCCAUUCCUUUUAGAAACAUUCCAUUCAUCCCUUGAAUGUACAGUUAAUGACUUGAAACAGUCUUUGACUGUCAGUUUUGUUAAACAGUGAUCUGCUUUCCAAUAAAAUACACACAAUACCAACCGUCUCUCCA